GGAAAGUCCGAGAUUCUGGAACUUCAUGUCUUGAUGGGCUUUUGUUGGUUGUUGGGUGUUUAGUGAUCAGGACUGAAGGGGUUUAGGCUGAUUGUGCAGGUGCUUUCUUCAGUUUGGCUUCACUCGUGGGGGCGAGGUGAGAAGUGAAGUGAAAAAGGGUGGUGAAUGGGCGAGUGAUCCGGCGAGCAAACAACUUGUGCAGCGACUACAUUUUCACCAGCCAUGACGACCAGCGCUACAGUCAAGAAAGGAUCGGACAUUCGUGUGCCCGCUCGUACGCGUCGGCCACCAAGAUGAUGCGGCACUUCCUGCGCUCGGGACGACUAGCAUUCGGCAGCGCUCAGUCGAGUCAGUACGUGCGAGCGAUGGGCUCGAAAGCGAGGGGGGCGACAGCGAACGCGCCGGUUCUGUUGCCCGAGGAUCGACUCAUUGAAGAAGAGAGGGCGCCUGGCUACCGCGCCGAGCAAUUUCUGCAGGUGCAUCCGGGCGACGUGUUGAACGGCAAGUACGAGGUUCUGACGAAGCUGGGGUAUGGCCGCUAUUCUACGGUCUGGCUCACGAAGGAUCGUUCGCGAUGGUUCUGGCAGAAACCGGCAUACGCCACUGUCAAAGUCCAAACUGCAGCGCUUGCUACGAAGGAGUACGAGAAGCGACAGAACGAGGUCGAGCAGCGGCUGACCAGGAGCCCUGCGCACGACGGUCAUGGCUUCGUUCGACGCGCGACUCAUAACUUCACAGCCGAAGGUGUUGCAGGCCAGAAGCAUCUCUGUCAGGUCUUUGAGCCGAUGAGGGAGCCCAUAUCUUUUUGGCAGUCUCGCUUCCCCGAUGGCAAAGUGCCUGCGCCGCUCCUCAAGGUAUACGUCCGCUUCAUCUUACAUGGACUCGAUUACCUGCACUCGGAAUGCGAGGUGGUGCACACAGAUCUGACACCUCCCAACAUCAUGAUGAGCUUCGAGGACAAUUCCGUGCUGCCCGAAUACGUCAAAAAUCUCGGCCGAAAGCCAGUUGCGCAAAAGGUAGUGGGCGACCGCACGAUCUAUCAAUCGCAAGUCGAGUUUGGUCUUCUCAAGGAUAUCUGGUCAUGUCCUCAGAUCCAUGAUAUUGGCCAUGCUGAGGUCAUGGAACCAGGGCUCGGAUUUCGGCAUCCGUCCCAGCCUAAUCUAUACAGAGCUCCUGAAGUCAUGCUUGGGGUGGUAUGGGACUACAAAGUGGACAUCUGGAACCUGGGCGUCCUGAUUUGGGAGUUGCUGGAAGGCACUGAUCUUUUCGCACACACCAGAGAUGCACGCGGGAAAUACAGCACGCGGUGCCAUCUCGCAAACAUGAUCGCAUUUCUGGGUCCACCUCCACCCAGCCUGUUGCAAGUGGAGCGGAGGUGCAGAGAUAUACCACUUCCCUACGGAGUCACAGAUGAUGACGGAGAGACGCAUCGUACCUUUGUCGGACUUUACCACGGGCCAUUUUUCCUUGAAGACGACUCGUUCGCUUUCCCAGAUUUGUUGCCGCCAAACCUGUCACUCGAAGGUAGCAUCACGGCGCUGGACGGGGAGGACAAAUUGGCCUUCAUCGACUUCAUGAAGCAGAUGUUGUGCUGGGACGCUGAGGACCGCAAGACCGCAAAGGAGCUGCUGACGCACCCCUGGCUGGUCAAUGAGCCGGAGCAGUAA
Messenger RNA from Cercospora beticola, 1667 nucleotides. RefSeq lists its product as uncharacterized. NCBI's taxonomy places the organism in Eukaryota, Fungi, Ascomycota, Dothideomycetes, Mycosphaerellales, Mycosphaerellaceae. Gene Ontology annotation, molecular function: ATP binding; protein kinase activity. Gene Ontology annotation, biological process: protein phosphorylation. The record is from RefSeq and is a predicted model, not a curated record.